This is a messenger RNA of Hevea brasiliensis (rubber tree), 648 nucleotides long. RefSeq lists its product as uncharacterized. NCBI's taxonomy places the organism in Eukaryota, Viridiplantae, Streptophyta, Magnoliopsida, Malpighiales, Euphorbiaceae. The transcript is spliced from 2 exons. The coding region runs from base 1 to 648 and encodes 215 amino acids. The record is from RefSeq and is a predicted model, not a curated record.
AUGGACAGUACAUCCGACGAAGAUUGGAAAAAGAAGUAUGCUGACCAGAAAAAAAUCCAGUUAGAUGGAUUGGAUGAUCUUGUUGCCGUGAACUCAAUUUUCACAGUAGCUGUGUUCUUGGGCUUAACCUUGGCAUCAUCUCCCAACCAACCAAGCCCUGAAAACGAAACCAAAUGCCAAGCUGACGCAGCAAUGGGAAAGAGAGCAAUCCGUUAUGAAAUUAUAUCAUUUGCCUGCUUCCUCUUUUCAAGUCUGGCAGCCAAAUCACUCAAGACUUAUCUCAACAUCUAUUACGAGGAUAAAGCUACUGAUGAUAAAAGAAGCAUUUUUUCUUGGAUUUUUUCUUGCAUUUAUCGUUGCUGUACAUGUUCUGAUUGGGAGAGACACAAAAAGUUAAAUGAUGUAACUCCAAAGAUUUCAGGCAGGGCAUUAUUGUUCGCAUCAUCGUUACUGGCAUCGAUUGUUGGGAUUGUUUUACUGACAUUCUCAGUGGUUUAUAUUGUGCAGAUAAAGCUGGGGAAACUGCAUUGCGGGAGCGGAGAGGCAACGCUUCCGGUAGUGUCAUUAUGUGUAAUUGUGGCUUCUGGUCUACUCUUGUAUUUUAUCUCAGUAUUAGAUGCUAUCAUCUAUUGUUGGGUAAUGGAAUAG